AAGAAACGUAGGUAGUCAUCGUCAUCCCCAGAGGUGGGGGUGCAACGGCAGCUAGAUCAAACAACAACCGUGCGAGGGUGGUGAAAGAGAGAUUCUCCCCGCCCUCUCUCUAACUCUCUCUCUCUCUCUCUCUCAUCUCCGUGCGUGAAUUGUGAAUUGUGAAGAGGCGGAGCGAUGGCGCACUUAGCAGAUCCAGAAGGCAUUGACGGCGUACGCAUGACCUGGAACGUCUGGCCACGGAGCAAAGUCGAAGCCAGCAAAUGCGUAAUCCCUCUCGCCGCCACAAUCCCCGUCACCAUCCCUCACCACUACCACCACGACAUCCCCACCGUCCCUUACACCCCACUCCGCUGCAAGUCAUGCUCCUCCCUCCUUAACCCCUUCUGCAUCGUCGAUUUCACCGCCAAGAUCUGGAUCUGCCCCUUCUGCUUCUCCCGCAAUACCUUCCCUCCUCACUACGCCCAAAUCUCCCCCACCAAUCUCCCCGCUGAGCUUUACCCCCAAUACACCACCCUCCAAUACACCAUCCCUAACCCCAAUCCCAAUCCGCAACCCCAUGUCUUCCUCUUCCUCCUCGACACCUGCAUCAUCCCUGAGGAGAUGGAUUACGUCAAAUCCGCGCUUCAACGAGCCAUUGGCCUUCUCCCUGAUAAUGCUCUUGUGGGUUUCAUCUCGUUUGGGACCCAGGUUCAGGUUCACGAGCUCGCGUUUUCCGACAUGUCUAAGGUUUAUGUCUUCCGCGGGAACAAGGAGAUUACGAAGGAUCAGGUUUUGGAGCAGUUGGGCCUUGGUGGUAGUGGCGUUGCUAGGCCUUAUCAGAAGGGGGGGAUGGGGAUGCCUCAGCCUCUUCCUGCUUCUGCUGCUGUCACCAGGUUCUUGCUGCCUGCUUCUGACUGUGAAUACACUCUCAAUUCGGUGUUGGAUGAAUUGGAAAAUGAUCAGUGGCCUGUUCCGCCGGGGAGUCGUCAGGCUCGAUGCACCGGAGUGGCGUUGAGUGUUGCGGCAGGGUUGCUUGGUGCUUGUAGUCCUGGGACUGGUGCUAGAAUCAUUGCUUUGGUUGGGGGUCCAUGCACUGAAGGGCCUGGCACGAUUGUGUCAAAAGAUCUAUCUGACCCAGUGCGUUCUCAUAAAGAUCUUGAUAAAGAUGCUGCCCCAUACUUCAAGAAAGCAGUCAAAUUUUAUGAGGGUCUGGCAAAGCAGCUGGUUAGCCAGGGUCACGUUUUAGAUCUUUUUGCAUCAGCUCUUGAUCAGGUUGGGGUUGCAGAAAUGAAAGUUGCAGUUGAAAAAACUGGUGGCCUUGUUGUCCUGUCUGAAAGUUUUGGCCAUUCAGUCUUCAAGGACUCUUUUAAGCGUGUCUUCGAGGAUGGGGAGCAAUCUCUUGGUCUUUGUUUCAAUGGAACACUAGAGAUAAAUUGCUCCAAGGAAAUAAAAAUUCAGGGUAUAAUUGGACCUUGCACAUCACUGGAAAAGAAAGGGCCUUCUGUUGCUGAUACUGUGAUAGGACAGGGAAACACAACAGCUUGGAAAAUGUGUGGCCUUGACAAGAGUACACACUUGACUGUGAUGUUUGAUCUUUCAUCAAGUGAUCGUUCAAACACUCCAAGUGCUAACAAUCAACAGUUGUACCUGCAGUUCGUUACAAGUUACCAGAGUCCAGAUGGUCAAUCAAUGCUUCGGGUCACAACAGUAACUAGAAGAUGGGUAGAUGGUGCUGAUAGUUCUGAGGAAUUGAUUCAAGGAUUUGACCAAGAAACUGCUGCUGUUGUCAUGGCUAGACUUGCUUCUCUAAAAAUGGAGACAGAGGUAUUUCACAAGUUGUUUUUAUUUGUUAUUCUUAUGGUUCCAUUUCCAUUUAUGGACACUUGCCUUGUAUAUCAAGUUACCUUGUUGAGCAUAAUUUUUUUGUUUGAUCAGGAGGCAUUUGAUGCAACACGGUGGUUGGACCGAGCACUUAUCCGCCUUUGCUCUAAAUUUGGUGACUACCGCAAAGAUGAACCAUCUUCUUUUACAUUAAACCCUUCAUUUUCAUUAUUACCCCAGUUUAUGUUCAAUUUGCGAAGGUCGCAAUUUGUACAGGUGUUUAAUAACAGUCCAGACGAAACUGCAUACUUCCGCAUGUUGUUAAACAGGGAAAAUAUAAGCAAUGCUGGUGUCAUGAUUCAGCCAUCUCUGAUAUCAUAUUCAUUCAAUUCAUUGCCUGCACCCGCACUAUUAGAUGUGUCUUCUAUUUCAGCAGACCGGAUUCUGCUACUUGAUUCAUAUUUUAGUGUGGUUAUUUUUCAUGGAAUGACAAUAGCUCAAUGGCGCAACUUGGGGUACCAGAACCAGCCAGAACAUCAGGCAUUUGCACAACUAUUAGAAGCUCCGCGUGACGAUGCCCAAAGCAUGAUUAGAGACCGUUUCCCUGUUCCUAGACUGGUAGUUUGUGAUCAACAUGGUUCCCAAGCUAGAUUUUUGUUAGCAAAGCUGAAUCCAUCGGCAACAUACAGUAAUGCACAUGAGAUGGCUGCUGGUUCAGAUAUAAUCUUCACUGAUGAUGUGAGCCUUCAAGUUUUCUUUGAGCACCUGCAAAAGCUGGCUGUUCAAUCCUGAUACACAGUUUUAUGGGCUUUGAGACUUUGGUUCAGAAAAUUCACCAGUGUCCUACAUUUUGAUGUUCCCUUCAGUUCUGUUCCUUCUGUUUCUUUGUUUGUAAAAGAAAGCAGGUCGCAGCUCAUAUCAAUUGACGAAUAAAGGGGAAGUUCUGAAACAUCAUUCUUUAGGGUUCUGGCCGGGUUUUUUCAGGAUGAAAAUAAAGGUUCAACAGUAGAGUUUGGGCAUAAAGAAAGAAAGGAUGGUGAAAUGUAAGUUAAGAGCCAUUUAUAUGACAGCACAGAGCAAAUGAGGGAGAUAAUUUUGGUGACCUUUUUCCUUUUUUUGGCCCUGAUCUGAAUUUUGGGUUACUUAUCUGGAUUAAUUUAUAUAGGUGUUUUACUUUUACAUGCUCCCUGGUUUGCAAAAUAUUUCAAGUUAAUUUGUGAUGUUGGUAUGAUACUGGUUGCACUUUUUAGUGCUUACAAAUUGUUGUAUAUUAAGUUUGCAUUACCUGACAUAUCCUGGUGAAAUGAAUACUUUUUUUUGAUGGUC
Molecule: messenger RNA, 3126 nt
Organism: Lotus japonicus
Lineage: Eukaryota; Viridiplantae; Streptophyta; Magnoliopsida; Fabales; Fabaceae
Product: protein transport protein SEC23 B
Exons: 11
Coding region: 175-2592 (805 amino acids)
Biological process (GO): COPII-coated vesicle budding; endoplasmic reticulum to Golgi vesicle-mediated transport; intracellular protein transport
Cellular component (GO): COPII vesicle coat; endoplasmic reticulum exit site
Molecular function (GO): GTPase activator activity; zinc ion binding
Source: RefSeq, a predicted model, not a curated record